UAAAAACAGCUGAUUCCCCAAUCACAACAAUUUUUAAAUGUGAUCUGAUUGAAAUUGCUUUCAAAUCUCACUAAAAAUGGUUAAAAUAAAGAAAAAGGAGGCCAAAAAAAAGCCAUUAACCCGCAAGGAGCAAAGAAAACAGAAGUCGGAGGUCAAAAAGCAGAAUAAGCGGCUUUAUCACGCCGGCAAAACCAACGGAACUCAGCGCGUGGCCGCGGCAGCAGAGGCGUCGGCAGCGCAGUCUCUACAAGGCAAAAACAAGAAGAAGAAAAAGAGCAAAAAACCUAAAGUAAAUCCAGACGAUAUUCCCAAAGAACAACUUUUAUCCGGAGAAAUAGACAGCGAUGAUGAUGAGUCCAUCGAUUCGGAUUUCAGCGAUCCUGAUGUCGAUGCUCUCAUGCCCAAAAGCAAGGAGAAGGUGGAAGUUUUCGAACCUCUGGGUAAGAGGGCCAAGAAAAUGCAAGGAGGUGCCAUCCAAAGACAGGAUGAAGAAUUGGUCAGGAGAAAGGAACUCCGCCAGCAAAAGGAACUGUCGUCCAAGUCCAAGAAGCAGCGACUCAAGACACUGCGCCUGGAAAACGAGGAAGAAGAUCGCGAGAUCAACAAGCUUGAAAAGAAGCUGAAACUCAACAAAUCAAAGGAUAAAAACCGUCUGGUUAGGAAGAUGUUUAACGAUGGUUUGGACUACCUACUGGACUUUGUCCUGGAUGACGAAGAGGAGAAGCAGAAGUGGGAGGAAAAACAGGAAAGAAAGAAACGGCUAAAAGAGCAGCAAGAAAAGGAGGAUGCGGGCAUGUGGAGCGAUGAGGAGGAAGAGGAGCAGGAUGAACUGAAAGAUAACUUCCCGGAAGAUGACAGCGGUUCAGAGGAUGAGGAGGACGAUGAAGAUAUAAGUGGAGAUGAAAGCGAUGAAGGGUCCGAAGCAGAAGAAGAAGCUCCCAAAAUUAAAGAAGACAUCUACGGACGAAAGCGAGAUGCCGAGGGCAACAUCCUGCCCGAUCCCGUGGAGAAAGAAGCCUCUGCUGUCGGUCAGAAGUACAUACCUCCACAUCAACGAGCUCUGAUGGCCGCCAGUGCAGGAUCCAGCGAAAAGCAGGCGGAGAUCCUUGCCCGAUUGCUAAAACAGAGUAAAGGUCUCCUGAAUCGACUGUCCGAGGCGAAUCUUCACAAGAUUGCCGCUGGCAUAGAGGCCCUAUACAUGAAGAACUCCCGCUACAACAUGAACGAGACCCUAACAAAGUUACUCCAGGAAGCCUUGCUGGGUUCCACGCGGACCAAUGAGCGAAUGGUACAGGAACACAUGGUUUUAUUGGCCUAUCUGCAUGCACAAAUAGGCAGCGAGAUCGGUGCCCAUUUUCUGCAGACAUUCGUGGAGUUAUUCGAUGGUUAUGUCAAGGAUAUCACUAACUUGGAAGUGGAGGACAAGCAGUUGAAUAACCUUGUGCUAGUGCUCUGCUACAUGUACCUGUUCAAGAUUUAUGAGCUGAGCUUGCUAAUGGAGCUGAUAGGCAAAUUGACAGAUCAGCUUUGCGAGAAGAGUGUGGAGUGCCUUUUGCAGAUAUUCCAAUCGAUUGGUUUCCGUCUGCGCAAGGAUGAUCCACUAGCUUUCAAGACCAUGAUGCAAAAAGUUCAAUCGCAGAUUGCCAGCGCACCACUAGAACUCAAGGAGAAUCCCCGCCUGCGUUUCAUGGUAGACAUCCUGAAUGCAGUCAAAAAUAAUAAUAUGCAAAAGCUGCCGCAAUAUGAUCCUGAGCUGGCGGAUAAUCUACGAAAGCGCCUGAAGGCCAUGCUGAAAAACGAUCGCUAUGUUGUUACCCUAAAUAUAACACUAGAGGACCUCCUGCGGGCCGACAAAGUGGGAAAAUGGUGGAUCGUGGGCUCUGCCUGGACAGGAAACCUCGACGAGAUGGGUUCUGCCAAACAAAAACCGAAUAAGAACUCAUCUAAUUCUGCAAAUGCAGGAUUUGCGGAUCAGUUACUGGAGCUGGCCAAAAAGCAGCAGAUGAACACUGCCGAAAGGAGGAAUAUCUUCUGCAUUAUCAUGAGUGCUGCUGAUUAUGUGGAUGCCUUUGAAAAGAUCCUGCAUUUGGCUCUGAAGGAUCAGCGGGCGGUGGCCUAUGUGAUCAUACAUUGUGCCCUAAACGAGAAGCGAGCGAAUCCCUAUUACGCUCACUUGGCCCUCAAGUUCUGUCAAUUCAAUAGGAAGUAUCAACUGGCAUUCCAGUUCGCCAGUUGGGAUAGGAUUAAUGACAUUGAAAAGCUUUCAAAACCGCAGAUUCGUAACCUGGCUAGUUUUCUACAACAAGUAAUCCUAGCAGCUGGCUUGCAGCUCUCUGUUCUUAAAGUGGUGGACUUCAUGCAGCUGGAUAAGCUCAGCUUUUACUUUAUGAAGGAAGUGAUGGUCAGGUUACUUUUAUCGCCCGACGAGCGGGAAGUUUAUCAGACGUUCGAAAGAGUCGCUAAGAACUCGAAGCUCCAGCAAUUUAAACAGAGUGUUCGGCUUUUCCUGCAGCAUUUCCUUUUGAAAUCGGAUCAACUGGACAAGCUGAAACUUAAGGAGGAAGAGCAGCAGCUGCUGCAACAGCGGGUAGAUCACCUGGACAAAUUGCUGGCCUAUGUGGAUCUGUAAAUAUAAGUAGAGUUAAAAAGCGACCUUAAUAAAUUGUAAAAUAAGCUUCUACUCGAAGAGUAGAAUCCAUGUUUUUACUACAAAUAAUGAAAAA
Drosophila rhopaloa is the source of this 2723-nucleotide messenger RNA. RefSeq names its product nucleolar MIF4G domain-containing protein 1 homolog. Lineage: Eukaryota; Metazoa; Arthropoda; Insecta; Diptera; Drosophilidae. The coding region runs from base 77 to 2629 and encodes 850 amino acids. Gene Ontology annotation, cellular component: nucleolus. Gene Ontology annotation, biological process: ribosomal small subunit biogenesis. The record is from RefSeq and is a predicted model, not a curated record. Gene Ontology annotation, molecular function: protein binding; RNA binding. The transcript is spliced from 2 exons.